Molecule: messenger RNA, 3447 nt
Organism: Macrobrachium nipponense
Lineage: Eukaryota; Metazoa; Arthropoda; Malacostraca; Decapoda; Palaemonidae
Exons: 12
Coding region: 1-3267 (1088 amino acids)
Biological process (GO): cell-cell adhesion
Molecular function (GO): protein binding
Source: RefSeq, a predicted model, not a curated record
AUGGCACCUUCGCACUUCUCCAGGUACAGCUGGUGGCACGGUCCUCUGGAAUUGGAGGGCCAAGUGGAGCCUGUCGCUGGAGGAGGAGGAGGAGGAGGAGGAGGAGGAGGAGGAGGAGGAGGAGGAGAGGGCCAACUGGAAGGGCGCCUUGAGAUGAGAAGGGUCCAUCGCCAGGAGUCCGGAGAAUACUCUGUCACUGCCACAAGUCCCAGAGGAACCUCCACCGCUUCCUUCGUCAUUAAUGUCCAGUACGGUCCUGAGAACAUCGUGACAUCCAAACGGGUGACGGUGGAUGAGGGUGGCUCAGCUUCCGUCCUCUGUACAGCAGUUGGCAAUCCUACACCGAACGUGACCUGGGUCAGACAGGAGGAUAACAGCAGCAACUCCGAGGUUCUCUCUUGGGGCAUCGGCGAAGCCAGACUCUCGAUCGAGGGGGCGACCAGAGCAGACACGGGAUUCUACCUGUGCCUCGCCUCCAACGUCGUCUCCAGGGCGGAGCCUGUUCGCGCGGCGGUCGUCGUGACUCAAACUCCAGAGGUUCCCGACGAAGUGGAAGAAGGCACAGAAGAGUCCUACCUGAGUCCCUGGGCUCACUUGGGGGGGACGGCCCGCCUGGAGUGCAGCGUGAAAGCCGCCCCUUCGCCCACUUUCAAGUGGACCAUCAACGAGGACCGAGUUCUGCUAAAUGACCGGAAGUAUUUCAUAAGGGUGCCUGAGCUAAUUGACGGUUUGGUGGCCUGGUCGUCUGUCCUGGAAAUCAAGAACGUUUCGCUGAAGGACUACACCACUUACACCUGUGUCGCCGCCAAUUCCAGAGGAUCCUACGCUGUGGAAUUACACUCUUGGCUCACCCCUGCCCCGAAUCCACCUCAGUAUCUCAAUGUCACGACAGUCACAGGUAGUACGGCCUACCUCUCGUGGGUGCCCCCGGGUGGGGGGACACCCCCUGCGGGCUACACCCUUCUCUAUCGGCCGAAGAACGGAGGAAAGUACACGAGAGAGGAUGUCACUGGAGCCGAUGUUACCGCGGUGGAGAUCCAAGGACUGAUGCCUGGUACAGUUUACGAGUUCCUAAUCCAAUCACACAACGCUCAGGGAAGGUCUAACUACACCUCUUCAAGUGCUCAGAUUCCAGUGCCAGGAGUUGUAAAAGAAGUUGCCAGCAGCAGCAGCAGCAGCAGUCAGCCGGGUGUUCCUCUCCUGACGCUGUUCCUUACGUCUCUGACAGGCGCAGCCUUGCUGGUUCUGAACGUCAGCAUCAUCGUCUGCUUCGUCAAGCGCUUUGUUCUGAAGAGGAACACUCCAGUGAAGGAUAAAACUCUGAUUAUUUCCAUCCCUGCUGGAGUUGUAAAAGAAGUUGCCAGCAGCAGCAGCAGCAACAACAGUCAGCUGGGUGUUCCUCUCAUGACACUGUUCCUUACGUCUCUGACAGGCGCAGCCUUGCUGGUUCUCAACGUCAGCAUCAUCGUCUGCUUCGUCAAGCGCUUCGUUCUGAAGAGGAACACUUCAGCAGCUGUUUCUGAAGCUUAUGGGCCUGUUUGGACACCUGGCUUGGACCUUGAGACUGGGAGAACUGGAAGCAUAGACUCUAUAUCAUCUCAAGUGCAUUAUCAGUUCAUUAGUCAGUCCCCAAUGGGUGAAGAAGAAAGAAGAUUCUCCUCAACAACUCACAGUCUCAUGACAGAACUAUCAGAGUAUCAGAAACAGGAAGAAACUCCUCUAACAACAAUACCAACUUCUGAUUACUUCAUCAGCACAGCCAGUCCUCUCAGUAAUUACAGAAGUGACUUGAUAAAUGGAGGAUUGAAUUUAGCAGCACGAAAAUCCCAGUCUUCAAAAUCUCUGACCAAUUUUAAUGAAUUCAUGACACCUGGAGAAUCACAAUACGGUCUAGACGACAACAUUUUUAGAAGGAUGAAAGUAAGGGUUCAGUCUCCAGACAUCCCUGAUGUUUGCCCCAAAAGCCCCACAUUAUGCCCUUCAUUGACUCUUCUGCAGAGUUGUGAAAGGACAGUGAGUCAUCUUGAGGAUAAUGAAGACAGAAUCUCUUUGUCAUCAAAUCAUAGUGACUCCUCUUACAAAGGCAUUCAGGGUCGAGCACGUGGCUUCAGAUCUCACACACCUAAAAGCAACGUGCAUCAGGACAAUGUAAGAUGCCCAGCAGCUAUUCAUAAGUCAGAAAGAUUAACAUCUUCUUGUCAAGAUAUCAGAAGAGAAGCCAUAGCUAAUAAACCAUGCUCAGGCCCUUCUUUUUCCAACAUUUGUUGCUCAACUAAACUAACGUCACAGGUCACAUAUCACGGUCAGCCACACAUUCAGCAACAACAUGAAGAGGAACAGAAACGUGAGCAUUUGCAGCAUUUACAACAUCAGAAUCUUCAGCAACGACAAAUGUCACAGCAACACUGCCCUCAACUAGAUCAUCAACGGCAAUCCACAGAAAAUACACCGGAUCAUCAUCGAAUCAUUCAUCAGUGGCCCGACCACCACUACCAAGAACGUCAACAGAAUGUAGACCAUCAGAAUGAUCCUGCUCAUCACCAUUAUAAUAAUCAAGAUCAGCAUUGCCAUCUGCUGCACUCAGAACAUCAUCACCAAGUGCAACAGCAACAUUUAGGACACCAUCAUCACGCUGGAGUAAGUGAAGCCCCAGAUAAUCAUCACCAGCAUCGAGAAAUCAAUGAAAAUUUAAAGUUUCCAGAAAGGCAGCCUUUCAACCACAGAGAACAUGCUGCACCAUGUUGUCCAACAUCAGAAACCACCAUGUUUCAUCAAACAUUUCCUUGCUGUCAUCAGUCUCAGUUCCAUCUCCGUCAGCCUAAAUAUGAAGAAUACCCCCAACUGCACAAUGAGCAUGCCCAAUACCAAUAUCUAGGGCAUCAAGUCCCUGCAGUCCCACAGCAAAUAUUUCAUAGUUUGCCUCGUAAAAUGCGAUGGUAUCAUUCUGAAGACCUAGAGUCUCCUAAACUUCACAGAGUCACUCAUUCCACGAGAUCAUCAACUCCUCAACUCUAUCAACGUGAUGGACCUCCACAGAGCCUUUCAAGCAAUCCAAUAACCCAUUCACAAAGUGAGCACAGUUAUUUAACACCGUGUGCACAAGGGGAUUACCAGUUUCAUAAAGAUUCGGUUGCUGAACACUCCUUUAGUUACAAGAGAGAAACCCCUGUUCAGUAUUCCAGAGUGCAACCAUCAGCUCUUACUAUACGGGAUAUGACCUAUGAUAAUAAUGGUUAUGGUCAUUUUGAAACUACCCUAGAAUUAUGAGCACAAUCGUAGGUUAAUAGUGCAAGGAAUCGGCCCACUCAAAGGUUGCUAGGAUCAUAAUGAAUGUACCCUUCUUUCUCAGUUUUAUACCAAAUCCAUAACUGAUCAUUUUUUGUAACCUGAUAAUUUAUGUCUUGUAUCCUGAUGUUCCACAGAGAAAAUAAAGUAACAUUUCAUGAA